AUGUCUGAGACCAGUUCCUUACUCCCCGAGUCCGAAGGGCGUCGGACGCUACGAGACCGCAUUGUCGAUGCUUUCCAUUCCCCUCAAAAUGGACUUGGGAUUUCGACAAACCCGAAUAAUACUGCCCAGCGCUCGACACAAAGCAGAACCGUCGCGGGAAACUCGAGCGGUCCGGACGUGAGAACUAGGCUCCUGCAAUCCUAUCACAGCGCAUAUCCCGCAUGUGGUGAACGGCGCUGCAGCCAUGGGACCUUUUCUCCGCGAUUAGAAGAUGGGCGGCAAUACUACAUCGGGGAAUCGGGAGAUGGCUUUGGAUAUAAUGGACAUGGAGGGACUGGUGGCGCGGCCAGUGGCCCUAGAGGGAUCGAUGACCACCCGGAGUCAUGCCAAGGGUCAGAGACUCCAUCCCAGAUGAAGUCUUCUCUUACCACGCUCUCAAUGAAUGAUACAAAAAAACAAUACAUAUCAUAUUACAUUCCUCUUUUCAAUUGGGUUGGACAGUACCAUUGGUCCCUCCUUCGAGGGGAUCUCAUGGCCGCGUUGACUGUGGCGUCUAUCUAUAUCCCGAUGGCCCUUUCUCUAGCAUCCAACCUUGCCCAUGCGCCACCCAUCAGCGGUUUGUACUCGUUUGUGAUUCAUCCUAUGGUUUAUGCCAUACUAGGCAGCUGUCCCCUCUUGAUAGUUGGACCAGAGGCUGCCGGAUCCCUUCUCACAGGUGCCAUUGUCAAAGCAAGUGUCUUGCAAGGAAAUGCAGGCGAGGACGAUCCUGCUGCAAAUGCUAUGGUCGUAGGAGUUGCUACGGCCAUGUCCGGCAGCAUGAUCCUGGUUGCUGGUUUGACCCGUCUAGGAUUCUUAGACAAUGUGCUCAGUCGACCGUUUCUAAGAGGAUUCAUCACUGCCAUUGGCUUUGUCAUUUUUGUAGACCAGCUUAUCCCCGAAUUGGGUCUCGCGCAACUGGCCAAAGAGUCCAGUAUCAGCCACGGUACCAGUGUUGAAAAAUUGAUUUUCAUCGCUCGACAUGCUGGACAGGCCCAUGGACUUACUGCCAUUGUCUCGAUUGUUAGCUUUUCUAUUAUCAUGAUAUUUCGUACUUUGAAAAAGUGGCUCGUCCCACGCUAUCCCCAAGUGAUAUAUUUCCCUGACCGCUUCCUCGUCGUCGCCCUGUCAGCAGUCCUGGCUUGGCACCUUGACUGGGAGUCCAAAGGACUUCAACUUCUUGGGAAAACAGAGAUCGGCUCUGGGAAACUUUUCGCCUUCAAUUGGCCUUUCCAGUUUGCUCACAUGAAACAUGUACGGACAGCAAUGAGCAAAGCCUUCAUCAUCGCACUUCUUGGUUUCUUCGAGUCGUCGGUUGCAGCCAAAGGAUUGGGCGAAGGCAGCUCCGAUGGAAUCCAGGGCAUGCAUAUGAGUGCCAAUCGCGAGAUGGUUGCACUGGGUGUGGCCAAUGUCAUUGGUGGCUGUUUCCAAGCCCUCCCUGCGUUUGGCGGAUACGGACGAAGCAAACUCAGCUCUCAGACAGGAGCUCGCUCGCCUAUGACUAGCGUCUUUGUGAGCAUUAUCACCUUUGUCUGCAUCAUGGUGCUAUUGCCGUAUCUUUCCUACCUUCCGAAAGCCGUCCUCUGCUCCAUGAUCUCCGUGGUAGCAUAUUCUCUAGUAGAAGAAUGUCCCUCAGACCUAAUGUUCUUCUUCCGCCUCCGCGGCUGGACAGAGAUAGUCUUAAUGCUCCUGAUCUUCACCGCAACAAUCUUCUACUCUCUCGAACUAGGUAUGGCCCUGGGGAUCGGCCUCUCAGUGUUAAUCCUCAUCCGACACGCAACCCAACCACGCAUCCAGAUUCUAGGCAAAGUGUCUGGCAUACCAACACGCUUCGACAACGCCGAACUACACCCAGAAAAUGUGGAACUAGUCGAAGGCGCCCUAAUCGUCAAAGUCCCGGAACCCCUCACAUUCGCCAACACAGGCGAUCUCAAGAACCGUCUGCGCCGGCUGGAACUCUACGGUUCUAGUCGUGCUCAUCCUUCUCUGCCACGGAUGCGCGCACCGGAACAUAAUAAGAAUAUUAUUUUCGACGUCCACGGCGUGACGAGUAUCGACGGGUCUGGUACCCAGGUUCUCUCGGAGAUUGUGCAUGCAUAUGCAGAGCAGCAUGUUAGGGUUUUCUUCUGCCGUUUGCCGAAUAGCAAUGUGUUCAGCAUGUUUGAGCGCAGUGGUAUUGUUGAGCAGUGUGGUGGUUUGAGCCAUUUCGUGCCUAGUGUCGAUGAGGCGUUGCAGUUGGCGGAGACUGAGGAUCAGACGCAGGAGAUAUAG
Penicillium canescens is the source of this 2307-nucleotide messenger RNA. Its product is annotated as SulP family inorganic anion transporter. Gene Ontology annotation, molecular function: sulfate transmembrane transporter activity. Gene Ontology annotation, cellular component: membrane. NCBI's taxonomy places the organism in Eukaryota, Fungi, Ascomycota, Eurotiomycetes, Eurotiales, Aspergillaceae. The transcript has 4 exons. The coding region runs from base 1 to 2307 and encodes 768 amino acids. Gene Ontology annotation, biological process: transmembrane transport. The record is from RefSeq and is a predicted model, not a curated record.